This is a messenger RNA of Cercospora beticola, 1984 nucleotides long. RefSeq names its product eukaryotic translation initiation factor 3 subunit D. Lineage: Eukaryota; Fungi; Ascomycota; Dothideomycetes; Mycosphaerellales; Mycosphaerellaceae. Gene Ontology annotation, biological process: translational initiation. Gene Ontology annotation, cellular component: cytoplasm; eukaryotic translation initiation factor 3 complex. The record is from RefSeq and is a predicted model, not a curated record. Gene Ontology annotation, molecular function: translation initiation factor activity.
GCACGCACCCCGCCGCCAACAACAUCACCACCGCCAUCUCCACCAUGCCUGGACUUCCACCCGGAUUGCUCGAGGCCAUCGAGGCCCUGCCCGCGUCGGACACAUGGGGUCCACCAACCACCAGCGAAACGACGCUCAACGGCAUCCCAUAUGCGCCAUUUUCCAAAGGCGACAAGCUCGGCCGCAUGGCCGACUGGACUGCCGAAGGCAAGGAACGUGAAGGACGCGGAGGACGCCAGCAGUACAACAACCGAUAUCGCGACCAGGUGUACGGCGCUUCGGGUCUGCAGACUGCUUUCCAGAUCGAAGGCCAGAAUGAGGAAAGCUCCUUCUCCCUAGUCGACCGCAGCGCACCGACAACGCGGGGCAGAGGAUUCGGGAGAGGUUCUGCCGUUUUCGGACGCGGACGGGGCGGUCGUGGUGGUGCGCAAGGCCAAAGAGGUGGGCGCGGCACAUUUCAGCGUGUUGGAGGUCGUGGUGGAGCACAGCAAUAUGACUCGCGAGGCGGCAGAGGCGGGCGCGGUGGACGCAGAGGAGGGUGGAAAGACUGGGAUAAGCCACAGCGGAAUCGCGAGGCUUCAGUGCAGCCUAAAGACAGCUGGAGAAUGUUGGAUGAGAUCGACUUCAACCGCCUGCAGAAGCUCAAUCUGGACACUGGCGAGGGCGAGGAUCUGGACGAUUAUGGCUUCUUGUACUACUAUGACAGGUCAUACGACAAGCAGCCAGGAGCCCCAACGAGCGUGAGGAAGCUGACAGUGCUGGAUCGUGCUGCGUACAACGUCUCGACUUCUUCCGAUCCGGUCAUCCAAGAGCUGGCUGAGAAGGACGAGGCACAGAUUUUCGCCGCCGACAACAUUCUGUCCAUGUUGAUGUGCGCUCCUCGAAGUGUAUACAGUUGGGAUAUCAUCAUGCUCAAGCAGGGCAACAAGAUCUUCAUUGACAAGCGCGAGGGCAGCAGCCUUGACAUGGUUACUGUCAACGAGAACGCAGCUGAUGCCCCACUGGAGCUGAGCGAGGGCAACAAGGACCAAAUCAACGCUCCAGGCGCUCUCAAGGAGGAGGCCACACAUAUCAACAACAUCUUCCCUCUGCAAGUCGUGCAGGAAUCGGAAAGCUCGAAGCGCGACAUGAACCACGAGCACCCAUUUUACGACCCAGCUUCCGAGACCGACCCUCCAGCGAGCAAAGCGUACAAGUACCGCCGUUUCGAUUUGUCCCUCGAGGCUGACGCGGAACCCCUCCAUCUCAUUGUUCGAUCUGAACUUGAUGCAGUGGUGAAGAAUAACAUCUCGGGCGAGGAUCAAUUCCUCACCAUCAAGGCGCUGAAUGAGUUCGACAACAAGGCGCAAGGUAGUGGAGGCGCCCUUGACUGGCGAACAAAGCUCGCAUCACAGCGUGGUGCCGUUGUUGCAACGGAAAUGAAGAACAACUCGUGCAAGCUCGCGCGAUGGACCACUCAGUCUAUCCUCGCAAAGGCAGACCUCAUGAAACUUGGUUUCGUUUCACGCGCCAACCCCAAGUCUACCACCGAGCACGUCAUUCUCGGUGUAUUGGGCUACAAGCCACGUGAGUUCGCAUCUCAGAUGAACUUGAACCUCAACAACGGCUGGGCUAUCGUUCGCACAUUCGUCGACAUGGUCAUGAAGGAGGACGACGGCAAGUACGUCUUGGUCAAGGACCCGAACAAGCCUACCAUUCGCCUGUACAACGUGCCUCCAAACACAUUCGAGGAGGAUGAAGUCGAGGCGCAGAGUACGAUUCCAGAGAACGAUGAUGAAUAGAUGGGAAAUGCAUGCGGUACCGUGUAUGAGGGGCGGAAGAAGCAGGAGAAGAGGACCUAGCCUCGUCGUUCGUGUACGAAGCGUUUUAUGGAUGCACGUCCGUUAUGAGCACUAAGCAUAGAUGCGUGGCAGACUGCACGAAAAAUGUCACACCACGUUGAUGUCUCGCCAAAUAUCUUGUGCGACGCACCUUCUCGACCCAA